CCCGCCGGCUUCCCCACGGCUCGCGGGUCCGAGAUGCUGCAGCAGCUGCCUUCUGCGCUCCGCCGCGCCCUGCUGACCCGCUCCUGGAGGGGCACCGGGCUGCAGGGGCAACGCGCCUUCUCCCUGAAGGUCGUCAACGAGCCAGUCUUGGCAUUCACGCAGGGCAGCCCCGAGCGAGAGGCAUUGCAGAAGGCCUUGAAGACCCUGAAGGGCCAGACGGAGGCCAUCCCCUGCGUGGUGGGGGACGAGGAGGUGUGGACCUCGGACGUGCGCUUCCAGGUGUCGCCCUUUAACCAUGGACACAAGGUGGCCAAGUUCUGCUAUGCAGACAAGGCCCUGCUCAACAAAGCCAUCGGGGCCGCCCUGGCGGCCAGGAAAGAGUGGGACCUGAAGCCUGUCGCAGACCGGGCGCAGAUCUUCCUGAAGGCGGCAGAUAUGCUGAGCGGGCCGCGCCGGGCAGAGGUCCUCGCCAAGACCAUGGUGGGCCAGGGGAAGACGGUGAUCCAGGCCGAGAUCGACGCUGCCGCAGAGCUCAUCGACUUCUUCCGCUUCAAUGCCAAGUUCGCCGUGGAGCUGGAAGGGGAGCAGCCCAUCAGCGUGCCUCCCAGUACCAACAGCGUGGUGUACCGCGGGCUGGAGGGCUUCGUGGCAGCCAUCUCCCCCUUUAACUUCACUGCGAUCGGUGGCAACCUGGCGGGGGCACCAGCCUUGAUGGGCAACGUGGUCCUGUGGAAGCCCAGUGACACUGCCAUGCUGGCCAGCUAUGCCGUCUACCGCGUCCUCCGGGAGGCUGGCCUGCCCCCCAACAUCAUCCAGUUUGUGCCAGCUGAUGGGCCCACAUUUGGGGACGCCAUCACCAACUCAGAGCACCUCUGUGGCAUCAACUUCACUGGCAGUGUGCCCACCUUCAAACACCUGUGGAAGCAGGUGGCGCAGAAUCUGGACCGGUUCCGUACCUUCCCUCGCCUGGCUGGAGAGUGCGGUGGGAAGAACUUCCACUUCGUGCACAGCUCGGCCGACGUGGACAGCGUGGUGAGCGGGACGCUGCGCUCGGCCUUCGAGUACGGCGGCCAGAAGUGCUCGGCCUGCUCGCGCCUCUACGCGCCCCGCUCCCUGUGGCCGCAGAUCAAAGCGCGGCUGCUGGAGGAGCACAGCAGGAUCACGGUGGGCAACCCUGCAGAGGACUUUGGGAUCUUCUUCUCUGCGGUGAUUGACGCCAAGUCCUUCGGCCGCAUCAAGAAGUGGCUGGAGCACGCGCGCUCCUCGCCCAGCCUCACCGUCUUGGCCGGCGGCAAGUGUGACGACUCGGUGGGCUACUUCGUGGAGCCCUCCAUCAUCGAGAGCAAGGACCCCCAGGACGCCAUCAUGAAGGAGGAGAUCUUCGGGCCGGUGCUGACCGUGUACGUCUACCCAGACGACAAGUACCGGGACACGCUGCGGCUGGUGGACAGCACCACCAGCUACGGCCUCACGGGGGCAGUGUUCGCUCAGGAUCAGGCCGUUGUCCGCGAGGCCACCGAGAUGCUGAGGCACGCUGCCGGCAACUUCUACAUCAACGACAAGUCCACUGGCUCGGUGGUGGGCCAGCAGCCCUUCGGGGGCGCCCGAGCUUCCGGCACCAAUGACAAGCCGGGGGGCCCCCACUACAUCCUGCGGUGGACGUCGCCCCAAGUCAUCAAGGAGACCCACAAGCCCCUGGGGGAUUGGCGCUACUCCUAUAUGCAGUGAGCCUGACCUGUCCUCCCGUCUGCCCAGAUGACUGUCCUCAGUGCACUGACCUCAACCAGCUGUUCGCCCCACCCCACCACACACACCCAUACCGGCCCCGCCCCCACGGCUGGCCUGUACCCCAGGCCACUGUCCCACCCUCAGGGUCAGGUCCCGGAUUCUGGCUUGAGAUAAGCGGGGGCAGGGCUGUCCUGCGCUGGGGCCCCUGGCCUGGCCCUGCCCCGGACUCCUGCCAGGUGGGACUCGGUGCCCACCGAACGGGGUGCCCGCCGGGCUGGUGAGUCAGCCCCAGGGGCCUGUGCCCCCUCCUCGCCGGCCCGCACCUGAGCCACAGGCCCCGAGCCGCGUGCGCCUUAGCUGCCUGCGUGCCUUUCUCCGGGUGCUGUGUGCCCCGAGGCCGUGUGGCCCCUGCCCUGUGGGCCUGAGGGCCUGCUGGAGGCCACCUGCGGGUGCGGGGCGUGGCCGCCUUCCUGUCUGGGCCGUGAGUUUGGGGAGCUCGUGGCCCUCGGUCCACCUUCACUUCCCCGUCACCUCCCACCCUUCCUGCCUCGGGGGCGGCCAUGCUGCUCUGUGCUUUGCUUCGGGAGCUCAGGUCCUUCUCACUGGCAGGGCAGCUCCGCUCCCGGCCGCUCCCAGCCCCGAGAGCUCGCCAGGCCUGGCAGCCUGGCCGGGGUGCCCCUUUGGGCCCGCUCCUGAGCAGCCGAGUGGGGGCAGUGAUGAGCCCCUCCAGCUUGGCUUCUGGGGCCAGGGGACUAUCGGGGUGCCUUUGAAAGACAAGACCCUAAGAAUGGCUGGUAUGGGGUCCCUGCAGGGCUAGCCCGUCUGCUCCUCAAGCUAAGGCUUCACUCCGUGCCCUUUGGUCAGGAGAGCGCUGUGCCACCCAGCAGCCUCUGGCUUCUGCCCCCUUCUGGGGUCCUGCUGUGCCCAGGAUGGGUGGGGCAGCUGAUGGGGCAGGGGAGCCACAAGAGCCCUGGUUCUACACUGUAAGGUGGUGAUGGGGUUCACCUGACGCCACCCAAUAAACGCCUGUUGUUCAGUC
This is a messenger RNA of Condylura cristata (star-nosed mole), 2767 nucleotides long. RefSeq names its product aldehyde dehydrogenase 4 family, member A1 (gene ALDH4A1). Lineage: Eukaryota; Metazoa; Chordata; Mammalia; Eulipotyphla; Talpidae. The record is from RefSeq and is a predicted model, not a curated record. Gene Ontology annotation, molecular function: L-glutamate gamma-semialdehyde dehydrogenase (NAD+) activity. The transcript has 15 exons. Bases 34 to 1728 code for a protein of 564 amino acids.